Penicillium cataractarum is the source of this 1911-nucleotide messenger RNA. It is a transcript of the gene spb4, whose product is annotated as ATP-dependent RNA helicase SPB4. The transcript has 3 exons. Lineage: Eukaryota; Fungi; Ascomycota; Eurotiomycetes; Eurotiales; Aspergillaceae. The record is from RefSeq and is a predicted model, not a curated record. Gene Ontology annotation, cellular component: nucleolus. The coding region runs from base 1 to 1911 and encodes 636 amino acids. Gene Ontology annotation, molecular function: nucleic acid binding; RNA helicase activity; ATP binding.
AUGGCUCCUAAGGCUUCUUCGUCCUCGAGGGCGUGGGAUGGCCUCACGCCAUCAUUGUCGCAAUGGACCCUCGAUGCCGUGGCAUCGAUGGGCUUUACACGCAUGACGCCCGUCCAGGCCUCGGCCAUCCCUCUAUUCAUGACGCAUAAGGAUGUGGUUGUGGAAGCAGUUACUGGCAGUGGGAAAACGCUGUCGUUCCUGAUCCCAAUCGUAGAAAAGCUUUUGCGCCUUGAAGAUCCGAUCAAGAAGCAUCAUAUUGGAGCUAUCAUUAUCUCUCCAACAAGAGAAUUGGCAUCACAAAUCUAUCAAGUCCUUUUGUCUUUGCUUGAGUUCCACCCUGCAUCGGCUGCAGCGAUCCAUCCCCCCGAAGGCGAUGCGCCCCGUUCGAAGUCCUCCUCCUCGGUCCUGAAAGUCGUUCCACAACUCCUCCUAGGCGGUUCUACGUCUCCCGCGGAAGAUUUGAGCUCUUUCCUCAAAAAAUCCCCAAAUGUGCUCGUUUCCACACCUGGCAGACUGUUGGAACUGCUUUCCUCGCCUCAUGUUCACUGUGCACAAUCAUCCUUUGAGAUGCUGGUAUUGGAUGAAGCCGAUCGCCUGUUAGAUCUCGGAUUCAAGGACGACCUGCAAAGAAUUCUGCGUCAUCUUCCCAAGCAGCGAAGGACGGGUCUUUUCAGUGCCAGUAUCAGUGAAGCUGUUGAUCAGAUUGUCCGAGUGGGUCUUCGCAAUCCCGUAAAGGUCGCCGUCAAGGUCAAGGGCGGUGCUGGUUCCGAAGACAAGCGUACUCCUGCGAGUCUUCAAAUGACCUAUUUGGCUACUCCUCCAGCACAUAAAUUCUCCAUUUUGAAACAAAUUCUGACAACCGUUCAACCUACCCCUCAAAAAACGAUCUUCUUUGUCUCAACAUGCUCCAGUGUGGACUAUCUCGCCAUUAUAUUACCUAUCACUCUUGGGGAUGAAUUCCUCCUCGUUCCUCUUCACGGAAAACAUGCUGCCAACGUCCGCCAGAAGAACUUCACCCGCUUCACCACCUCCACCACCCCCUCCAUUCUCCUAACCACCGACGUCGCUUCCCGAGGACUGGACAUUCCGUCUGUCGAUCUAGUUGUACAGAUCGAUCCUCCCUCUGACCCUAAGACAUUCAUCCACAGAUGCGGCCGGGCUGGCCGUGCUGGCCGACGGGGUCUCAGCAUCGUCCUUCUCCAUCCCGGCCGCGAAGAGGACUACGUUUCAUUCUUGGAGGUGCGCAAGACGCCUGUUGCGCCCUACAAUCUCCCAGAUUCUCCCAGCGAUAGCGAUGCUGCUUCCGCAACCCAACUAGUUCGCAAUGCCAUCUCGAAAGACCGCGCUCUCCAUGAUAAGGGCCAGAAGGCCUUUGUCAGCUGGCUUCGCAGCUACAGCAAGCACCAAGCAGCCAGCAUCUUCCGAGUUGCUGAUCUAGACUGGGAGGCCCUCGGUAAAGCAUGGGGUCUUCUCAAGCUCCCCAAGAUGCCCGAGCUCCGUAACUUCACUGGGGAUAAGACCCUAGGUGUUAGUAUGGAAUGGGACAACUAUACCUACAAGGACAAACAGCGUGAGAAACGACGCAAAGAGAUGAUGGAAGAGGCUGCACAUGGCGACGGCAACCAGCAGCAGGAUUCGCGGAAGCGCCGUGCUGCUGAGAAUGCCUCCUGGAGCCAGAAUAUGGAGAGCCGAGAGAAGAAGCUCAGGCGCAAGGAACUCAAGAAAGCACGGAAAGACCAGGAGAAGUGGGAACAGCUACCGGAGGAAGAGAAGCAGAAAUCCCUUGAGACAAAGCGGAUGGUCGAGGAAAUUCGUCGCAAAAAUGAGCAGCGGUAUUUAUCAAACCAUUCAGGCAAUGCGAAAGCCUCGAAUGAUGCAGGUAGCGGUGAUGACUUUGAAGGAUUCGAUUGA